AUUUACUGGGGAUGAAAAAAUUUAAACCGUAUAGCAUAAUCCGAAAAAAAAUGUUUGAAUUAAUCUACAGUUGUGUUUUUUAUUAUCAGAUAAAACUCUUUGGAAAUAUUUUCUUGAACAAUUUUCAUCUUAACAAUAACAUUUUCCAGAUGACAAUGACAACCUUUCUAUAACUGAUAGUGUAAAGCUGCAUCUAGUGAUUCCGUUCCGCCCUUCCGUAGUGACAACGUAGUUGUUAUGCUAAUUUGAGCAUUUUUGCUGUUUCAAUGUAAAUUGAAACGAGUUUGCUCUUUUAUAAGCAGGAUUGCCAGUUUCGAUAUUUUGUGGUAUUCAAAAAUUAACUUGAAGUAUUCUUAAACUAGCUCGAAAUUACACUAAAUACAAUUAUUUGUAAUUAGGUAGACCAUUUUAAUAAUUGGAUUCUAGUUUGAAUGUUUUACAAUAUGAAAAAUUAUAACUGAAAAGUUAGAUGUGUGCAAAACAAUGUAUACAAGUUGAGCAUUGGCAUUAUUGCUCAAAUGGGUUCAAGAGAGAACAACAAAACCUAAGUUGUCACUACGGAAGGGCGGAGCGGAAAUCAUUAGUUGCUGCUUAAGGAGUAAUGUCAAUAAAUUGUAAAACUUAAUAUUGUUAUUUGUGGCAUAAAAUAAACUAUGGUAACGCACAGUAAACACAUCCUAUUUAAUCCCUUAACUGUAUUAAUUGCUUUGGAUUUAAUUUCACAUAUGGGAGUAGUGAGUGCCAUCCAUGCACGCAGUGAAAAAGAAAUGCAAACCACAGCUGUUCAAUCGGUUGUGCCUAUUACGUCUCCAUCGUCUUUAACUGGUUCAGCCGCAGUAUCCUCAGAUUUCAACCCACUUGGACCAAUGGUUAUGUGUUCGUUUUUGCCUCGUGACUUUUUGGAGUGCAAAGAUCCAAUUGACCAUGAUAACAAUAAUACAGCCAGGGCAGUAAAAGGUUACGGAUGCCUACGUUUUGGAGGAUCUACGUAUGAAGAAGUGGAGCAUACAGAAGUUCUGUGCACAGUAUUUUCCGAUAUUGAUUGUUAUGGACCACGAACAUUUUUACGGGACGGUGUGCCCUGUGUGCGCUACACAGAUCAUUAUUUUGUGACCACACUUAUAUAUAGUAUUUUAUUAGGGUUCUUAGGUAUGGAUAGAUUUUGUUUAGGCCAAACAGGCACAGCUGUAGGAAAGCUAUUGACACUUGGUGGCGUUGGAGUAUGGUGGGUUAUUGAUGUUAUCCUACUUAUCACAAACAACUUGCUUCCAGAGGAUGGGAGCAAUUGGAACCCUUACAUAUAAGAUGGGAAGUACAUAUUUCCAAAAUAUUGUGAUAUUAUAAAACAAUAAAAUUUUAAAUUUAAUCAUAA
This is a messenger RNA of Bactrocera neohumeralis, 1372 nucleotides long. RefSeq names its product TM2 domain-containing protein CG11103 (gene amrt). NCBI's taxonomy places the organism in Eukaryota, Metazoa, Arthropoda, Insecta, Diptera, Tephritidae. The record is from RefSeq and is a predicted model, not a curated record. The coding region runs from base 654 to 1304 and encodes 216 amino acids. The transcript has a single exon.